AUGGCUGAAUCGGAUGCAUUUUCCCAGAAACAGCACCAGCAAAAAACAGAAUCCAACACAAAUCGAGACCCUCCUAGCGCCUUUCCAGGGUCGUCGCUGCGAGAUGCGCCCCGCGGGCCCCAAUCGCAGCAGCGCGCCCCAUUCCCUGGAGCAGAUCCAUGGAGCCCUGGCGAGCAACUGAGGAGCGCUGUAGAGGCCCCCAUCCCUGCACUUGGUGUGGACGCCACACACGCUACCGCGCAGCUCUAUCAAGGCGGCGCAGCUGGCCAAUCCCACCCGCCAAUUGUGCUGAGGCGGCCCAUGACAGACGGAAAUGCGUCAUCAGAACUGGCGAUAAGUUCGUUUUCUGUCUCAGGCUGUCUGUUGCAAAAACAAGCACCUUCUAGUCUGGCGUUGUUGCCAAUCAUCUCUCCGAACAGCUGCGAAUGCUUGACUCCCCCCUCUCUCUUCGGCUAUGCAGCCCUGGCAAAUAUCCAGCCGUUCCGCGAAUCCCAGAAUGCUGCCUGCCCUGGCUUUGGUACAUAG
Molecule: messenger RNA, 525 nt
Organism: Trichoderma asperellum CBS 433.97
Lineage: Eukaryota; Fungi; Ascomycota; Sordariomycetes; Hypocreales; Hypocreaceae
Source: RefSeq, a predicted model, not a curated record